AUGGCGAAUCCCCAGGAAGGAGACACAAAUCUACUAUUGUAUUGGUUGAACGACCCGGAAACGGGGAAGGUGACUGCAAGCUCUCCUAGCGCGUGGACCGUGCAGAAAAUCAUGAUUCCUGUGAUGAAAUAUGCAAUAAGCAGAGAUGCAGGACCUCCUGAGGACAGUGCGGAACCUGAACCAACAAACAGACCGGUACCUAUGGCUCCUCCAAUACUGAUCAUCUGGAUAUGUCUGGAUUUAAGGGAUCUCUGCAACGGCGACUUGGCCGACAGGAUGUUUGCUUUCUCGAUGUCCGAUAAAUUUGGGUCAACCUCAAUUUGCGGGAGUGGCUUGAACGAAUCAAUAAAAUUGCUCCACCCACCUUUGGAGGUUUCCUCAAUGGCCCCCACCGAAUGGUCAGAAAAAGUCUGCUCGAUGGGGAACUUUUCUUCGUCCUGUUUGAGCAUUGCAAAGUUGAAAGAAAAGUUUUAA
Molecule: messenger RNA, 474 nt
Organism: Ogataea philodendri
Lineage: Eukaryota; Fungi; Ascomycota; Pichiomycetes; Pichiales; Pichiaceae
Exons: 1
Coding region: 1-474 (157 amino acids)
Source: RefSeq, a predicted model, not a curated record